UUUUGUUUUUUCUUGGUAAGAACUCGGAGACCAUGUCUACAGAGCUCAUCUCAUCCACAAGAGAAGAGGAAAGCUCUGGCUCGGGACCAAGUUUUAGGUCCAAUCAGAGGAAGAUGUUAAACCUGCUCCUGGAGAGAGAGACUUCCUUUACCGUCUGUCCAGAUCUCCCUAGAACUCCAGUGGACAAACUCCCUGGUGAUUCUGCAAACCUAAGCGUUUUGUCUGGAGGAACCCCAAAACGUUGCCUCGAUCUUUCGAAUCUUAGCAGUGGGGAGAUGUCUGCCACUCAGCUUACCACUUCCGCAGACCUUGAUGAAACUGGUCACUUGGAUUCUUCAGGAUCUCAAGAAAUACAGUUAGCUGAGAUGAAUCAACACCAACACCUUAUGAAAUGCAGCCCAGCACAGCUUCUUUGUAGCACUCCAAAUGGUUUGGACCAUGGCCACAGAAAGAAAGAUGCAAUGCGUAGAUCAUCAGCAAAUAAAGAAAAUGACAAUGGAAACUUGGUGGAAAGUGAAAUGAAAUACCUGGGCAGUCCCAUUACUACUGUCUCAAAAGUGGAUAAAAGUCCAGAUCUAGGAGAAGACCAGGCAGAAGAGAUUUCAGAUGAAUUGAUGGGGUUUUCUCUGGAAGAUCAAGAGGCCAAGGUAUCGGAGAACAGAAGCUGCCUCUAUCGCUCCCCUUUGAUGCCAGAGAAUUUGAACAGGCCAAGACUAAAGCAGGUGGUAAAAUUCAAGGAUAACCCAAUACCAGAUAAAGUAAAACAGAAAUAUUAUUCUGACCACCAAGAGCUCAGGAAGGGUUUAGGUCUAAAGAAGACAGCCUCUCUCUGGGACAUUAAUAUCACUCAGAUGCUGGAGGAAGAUUCUAAGCAGGGGGAUCUGACUGGUGAUUUCUCCAAGGUGAGUUUGGUUAAAACCAUCCUAUAUUUCAGUGACAAGGUGUUCAUUCUUUCUGUGCAGGUGGCUGCCUUACUGUUGGGGAAGUUCCACGAUCUGAUUGAGAAGUUUUAUAUCAUCGAUUGCCGCUAUCCAUAUGAAUACCUGGGUGGACACAUCCAGGGAGCCUUAAACUUGUAUAGUCAGGAAGAACUGUAUAACUUCUUUCUGAAGAAGCCCAUUGUCCCUGUGGACACCCAGAAGAGAAUAAUCAUCGUGUUCCACUGUGAAUUCUCCUCAGAGCGGGGUCCCCGGAUGUGCCGCUCUCUGCGAGAAGAGGACAGGGCUCUGAACAAGUAUCCUGCACUGUACUACCCAGAGCUGUAUAUCCUUAAAGGGGGCUACAGACACUUCUUUCCAGAAUAUAUGGUGCUAUGUGAACCGCAGAGUUACUGCCCUAUGCAUCACCAGGACCACAAGGCUGAGCUACUGAGGUGUCGAAGCCAGAACAAAGUGCAGGAAGGGGAGCGGCAGCUGCGGGAGCAAAUUGCCCUCCUGGUGAAGGACAAGAGCCAGUGAUGACAGACCAGCCACUGGCUGCUAGGGAGUCACCAAAAGACACUACAGAAAUUCUGAGCAGAAACAGGCCCUCUUCUGGAUGGCUAAACCCAAGAUUGUUAAAAAGAUAUCUGCAAAACAACAGGCUACCGAACUAUUGAAAUCCCAUUCCUGGGGAUUGGUUAGGUUUCAGUAGAGCUGAACCCUGGUGGGUGGUGGCUGAAUCCUGGAGCUGGCUUUGUAAGGCUGUAGCCUUGAGUUGCAUGGAGAUUUGUGUUGUUUCAGGGAGCUCUUGUAUUCCUCUUCCCAACUACUCAUGUCUUCUCACAAGCCAGCCAACUGUUUCUGUCCCUGGGCUUCUGGCUAUGCAAGAGAGUUGCCCACUUCUUUCUCUGUAUUUUCCUUUGCUUCUCCCUCUCCCUUUUUUAAAAUGGGAAAAUAAACACUGCAAAAUGA
Molecule: messenger RNA, 1892 nt
Organism: Propithecus coquereli (Coquerel's sifaka)
Lineage: Eukaryota; Metazoa; Chordata; Mammalia; Primates; Indriidae
Gene: CDC25C
Product: cell division cycle 25C
Exons: 12
Coding region: 33-1457 (474 amino acids)
Biological process (GO): protein dephosphorylation; positive regulation of G2/M transition of mitotic cell cycle; positive regulation of G2/MI transition of meiotic cell cycle
Cellular component (GO): cytoplasm; nucleus
Molecular function (GO): protein tyrosine phosphatase activity
Source: RefSeq, a predicted model, not a curated record